UGCCAAAGUCAUGCCGGCUGGGUUUCAGCAACUUGGAGGAGAGGUAAUUCUUUCCUUGAGAGCUUCACAUAACUUUAAAGUGCUUUGGAGAGUUUUUAAUAAAAAUAAAUGAUUAAAUUAAAGUAAAAUUAGUUGUGUUGUGCCACAAAAUCCUUUCUGUUUGCUCAUUUUCUUGUGCAGCGCUUAACUUUACCUGGAAAACAUUUGAGUUUAUGAAGUAGCACACACACGAAGAUUCAAGUUAUUUCUCUUCUACGUUAGUUUGACUUAUUUAGUUAAAAAAAAAAUCAAAAUUCGUUAUUAAUUGGUUGAAUAUAGAAGUAAAAAUUAGACUUUUAUGUCAUUAAACAACAGAAUCGUCGCUUACUUAGGGUCCAAAUGAGAAAAUAUAACACAAAACUCUUUGCAGCAUAAAAACUAACAUCAGCUCCGAUCUGAGCGAGCUGAGGCCUUUAUUUAUUCCUGAGCAGUGACCUUGUCCAGCUAAAUACCUGAGUUUACAGGUCAGACCUUUGAGUGCUGUGGGUUCGUCACAGACCGCUGAGUCUGAGUGGUUCAUCACCCUCAUAAACACAGGCAGUGUUGUGUGCUCCUUACAGCUCUGUUUGAGGAAAUAUUUCUAGGUCAGAUAAUUGUGUUUUUAUUAUCUAAGAGUUUUUGACAGUAUGAGAGUGAAACAAAGUAAAGGCAGGAAUACGACGAUGACUCCUGGAACUCCGUCAGACUGUCUGACAGAGCAGGUUGAUGCUGCAGGAAGGUGUGCACCGAUAAAUGUCUUAAACUCAUAACAAGUAAGACAAGGAACAGAACAAUACAAACUAUCAUUGACAUUUUUAUCACUUGAGAGUCACUUUAUCUGAAUAUCUCACCAGUAUGUGCAGAUUUAAUUAUGUUAUGGUGAAAAGUUAAUGAAUUGCAGAGAUUUCAACAAUGUAAAUUACGAUAAAAUCGACUUUGUUAGAAGUGUGCUGGAGCAGAACUGGCCGCCUCAGGUAUUAUACCUUUUCUAGAGCAAGGACAAACUCAAACCGACACACACAACCCCUUUGUUUUGGUUCCUGAAUACUAAACAGCACUUACUUGAAGAACACAAAACAUGACACAGAAACGGUGAAGGUUCUGCACACUGAUGCAACUUUACGUGAUGAACCUUUAAAAUAGAUAACAGAUGGAAAAAAGUGCAUAAUAAUGAACACAGAUGGAAUAAAAAGAAGUUAAUAAGCUGUCUAUCUGCGGUACAUGACGCUCUGUGUGGCCAGCGUGAACCCUCAUCUCCCCAAGGCCCCCCUGUCUGUCACCGUGGAGACAGGUGCCAGUGGCCUGAUGGGAAGUGAAGUAAGGUCAGAGUUCAGGCGUCAUCAGUAAAGAGCAUCGCUGCGGACAUUGUAUCUUAUUAGGAUCACAGUUAUAUAUAGUUGAUGUAAGUGGAGAAGGGCUGAACGCUUAAGCUCUCUUAUUAUCCGCCAUUGUUACAUUUACAUCAAAAUCCCCUCUGCUCUCUGUCUCUCUCACUGUUCUAGGAAUAAUCUAGAUUUUAUACGCUGCUUAACUCUCUUUGUGUGUCUUUAUGUGUGUUUAGACGGUGACUGGAACUUUUGUGCUCUCAGUCUUCACCGCCGUCCUGGGGUCUCUGACGUUUGGGUACAACAUUGGAGUCAUCAAUGCGCCGCAGAAGGUAAAGAAAGACACAGUGUCCAAAAACUAAAAACUGAUGCAGGUUAGUGACACACUCAGUCCAUCUUUACAGCAACAUAAACACUGAAAACUAGGCUGAGUCAGCAUUUCUAAUAUGGUCCAGAUAAAUCAGCCAGCAUAAGAAUUAACUCGCUCACUUGCUAAUGUUACUGUUAACUAGGAAUUAAUGCCUUACUAAUUUAAUCAAUUAACACUUUAAAAUGGUCUCAUAAGCUUAUUUGAGCAUUAGUGUCCUUUUACAUUAGCUAAAGUGUCACCGUGUUAAUUCAGCUUAUACAGCAUGAUGUCUCUCUUUGGAAGUUAAUGAAUUAUUUAGGGAUUUUUAUCGUCUUAAAAUCUGGAAAAAGAACCACCCCCAGUGUGGUACUAUAGGGAGAUAGAUGCUGUUUCAAUAAUGUAAGUGCUAAACCUGUUGUCACGGUUUUGAGUUAAGCAAAAAGGAAAGGGCCCAAAUGCAGAAACAAAAAGAGUUAUCCAAAAUGGACAAAAUAAAAAGCAACAAAAACUUAAUAAGAAUGUCCAACAGAAAAACUCUCAAAGGCAAAAACACAAGAAACAAAAAUCCAAAAUCCAACAAAGGCACUAAAAACUACAUGGAGAUACUGACUAGCAACAAAAAUUCACAAUGAACCAACAAAGAAACAGAGUCGGGAAAACUGAGGAAGUAAAACAAGACUAGAAACACAGGGAAUAAAUAAAUAGAAUAGAAUAGAAUAUUCCUUUAUUGAUCCCCCAUGGGGGAAAUUUUUUUGUCACAGCAGCAUCACAGACAAAGAAAGUGCAAAAAUGCAGUUAUAAAAAUAAAGAUCAUAAUAUUAAGAACUUAAAUAAAUGUAAUAAUUAAGAAAAAAUUUAGGAAAAGGAAAAAGGGAGAAGAAAAAUAAAACUAUAUAUAAUAUAAUACUAUGAAACUACUACAAAAUAAAACUGGAAGCACUGAAAACUGAUAUAAAGAUUAAAACACUGAGAACACGAAGGAACCAGGGUUAGACACAAACUGAAAACUCACAAGACAGGACUACAGGGGAACAGGAACAAUAGCGCACAGAAACACUAGGAAGAAACACACAGAAAAUACACUCAAAAGACCAAAGCCAAACUAAAUACUAGAACAUAUAUCAUGACAUUUGUGAGCCUGAGGCUGCACACUCAUUGAGCUGUCUUUUAUUAACACUGUAAAAGUGUCUGUAUAUAGAUAGAAAUCCCGACUUUCUCCAGCCAUAGAGCAUGUAGCUGCUCAUGUUGCACCCACAGCUCUGUUCCAGCGUUAAGGCAUGCUGGAGUACUGCAUGUGAGAAAUGUACAGUAUGAUUUAUGAUGGCCGGUGUCAAGUUUGAAUCCCGCUCUAUUAUCAGGACUUGAAUAUGCAUGCAGGUCGACAAAGAAAGACAUUUCAAACGAUCUACAUUUUUCCAUUUCAUUCAACACGUUAAUCUGUCGCGUUAGACAUAACAGUAGAGUGUCGUCGGCAUGCUGUGACACUUUCACAGUCAAUCAGAGCCAAUCAACAGGAGCAGAGAGCUCAAGGCCGGGUCAGGUUAGCGCGGUUUCGGACUCGACUGAUGGUGUGCAUCAGGUGUUGAGCCUUGACCCACGAUGCCAAUGUGAUUCAGCUGGCACAGUUUUAAAGAUUUAUAAGACGGAGACCAAAAUAGAAGUUUACCUGUAAGAUUGGAUGUUUUACCUCAACAGUUUGUACGCCAUAACAAUUGAAGUAGCUUUAAUUAGAGACCACCAAUACCUGUUUUCUACAUCUAAAAUAAAUACCUUACCAUACCAGAAAUGUUCUUAAUUUGGCUUUAUAGUUUUUUUUGUUUUUACACUUUCCACUUUCUUUCCUUGACUAAGAGCAGCAUUUUGUUUUUGAUUUUCGUUUUUGUAAAGCUUCUGUGAGGAGUUUUUGAUGAAAUAAGCAUCUGCUGUAUCUCUAUGAUAUCUUUCAGCAAAUGAAACCAUUGAUCACAAGAAUGAUAAUUCUAAUAUUGUAAUUUUUAAUGCCUUUAACAACAUUAGAGUUAUCAUUUUGUCCACAAGGGGCGCCAUACUCAACACAGAUAGAAAGUUCCUUACAGGACCUUUACUAAAGCUUUUGUUAUCAGUCAGAUUUUCCAAGAGGAAAACUUUCUCUGAUGGUAAAUAUUUAUUUAAAAGUUCUGUAUUUCUUUUUUUUUUUACAUUUCAACUGUUCUGUAUGUUUGACAACUUGUACUUAAACUUUAUUCUUGGCUAUCUACCAAGAUUAUUUUGGAAACUUUUCAGGCUUUCCUAGAACCUAAGACCAGGUCAAAUGUCUGUUGCUGUUGUAAUUCAGGUGUCUCCUGUCACCUCUGUGCUCUGUGUAGUUGAUUGAAGAGGAGUAUAAUGCAACAUGGAUCCACCGGUAUGGAAUGCCCAUCCCCUCAGGGACCCUCACCUCCCUCUGGUCUCUGUCCGUGGCCAUCUUCUCCAUUGGCGGCAUGCUGUCCUCGUUCUGUGUGGGCUUCGUCUCUGAAUGGCUCGGCAGGUAAAGACACAAACACAUAUCCAACAUGAGAUUUUAGUCGUUCCUUGUAUUUAAAGAAGGAUUGUUUUCACGAUCAACCCUUCAGUCCGUUGUUAUUCUAAGAAAACCAACGGGGUAGAACACAAAUUAAACUUUUUCUAGACUGUAAAAGUCCCGAUGUUUCCUAAUUCUGCACUUGGUAGGAUAAGUAAACAAUAAAAUCCUCUACAUGGAUCCAAAAUGAAUCCUUAAAUCUCACCAUAUUGCUCAGGAUGUUCCUCGUAGACCCCGUUUUUCCCUUUGCAACCUGAGCUGGGAUGCAAACUGGACAGCAGCCCACCGCUUCCACUGACUGAAAGAGGAGCUUAACAAGCUGGCAGCACUGGGUCAGGAGGGUUGUGUGGUAAAACAGGGGUAUAGAUGUAACGUUCAGCUUGGGUGCAUUAAGGACAAGGUCCUCUUAAAAAAAGCGCAGCACAGCGGAGUGUCUGGCGGCGGCCUCUUUGACCUCUGGGGUCAGAGUGAUCUGGAUGAAGGGAAGUCUGUGGUGCGCAGAAAGAGCUCAUUUCAAACAGUGGACUUUACUGUUUGGUGGAUGAGAGGAAAAAGAUAGGAAGCAGAUUAUUAACAGUUUUAAAAUAAAACUUUUUGAUGCUUAUUAAUUGUUGGAUUUUUCUGUUUCGGUUCAGCUUUUGAAAGUUAAAAAUACUUAAAUUAUUAUUGUAGUGUUUUAUGUAUCCAAUGCAUUGGAGGAUAAUAUGAAUUGACUGUAUUUGGGUUGUUGAGCUUGUUCAGAAAAUGUCAGGUAGAGUUUUAUCUACAAAUCUGCUGUCGCUUUGCCAGAAAUAUGAGGGUUGUGUAACCUUUCUGCAUCAUGUAUGCAUGUGUAUUGAUCAAGUUUGUCAGUGUUUUUGUGUGAUGCUGCCCUCUGCUGGCUGAAGUAUCACUGGAUUUCUUUAGUGGUGUACUGGUGUUUGGUUUAAAGUGAUCACAUCCUAUUUGAAAGUUGAAUUACUACAAAUCUUCCUGUCUGUGUGUUUUCCAGGAGGAAAGCCAUGCUCAUAAACAACUUGUUUGCCUUCAUCGGCGGGAGUCUGAUGGGGUUGUCCAAGCUGUGCCUCUCCUUCGAGAUGAUGAUCAUGGGGCGCUUCAUCAUUGGGGCCUACUGCGGUGAGCAGACAAUAGUUUCCUCACAUAUCAUUCAGGUAUUUUUACUGUAUUUAUUUUAAACUCUCACUCUGUGCAGGGUUAGCGUCAGGUUUGACACCGAUGUACAUAGGUGAGAUCGCUCCCACAAGUCUGAGAGGGGCUCUGGGGACGCUGCAUCAACUGGCCAUUGUGACCGGUAUUCUCAUAGCACAGGUGUGAAACCACAAAAAUGAUUCUUCUUCUUGCUUUUAUCUCCACGUCCCAUAAUAUCAACAAGAACAGUCGUUUUCUACUCUAUCUUUAUCAUCCUUUUGUGUUACGCACUCACUCUCGACUCUCUCCCUCUGCAGAUCCUGGGUCUGGAGGUCUUACUAGGCACGGAAGACUUGUGGCCGAUUCUGCUGGGUGUAACCGUCCUGCCGACUGUCCUUCAGAUGGCUCUGCUCCCUUUCUGUCCAGAGAGUCCGCGCUUCCUCUACAUCGUACGCUGCCAGGAGCACCUCGCCAAAAGAGGUGAGCAGGGCUGGAGCACCGCAGACCAGACGUAGGACAUCUGUAGGGUCUUGGGUCUGGAAUCACAGUUGUUGAGUUCAGAUAUACAUUAGUUUGAAGGCGCUUUUUCACUUUUAAGAACAAUUCGAUUGUGUGUUUACUACCAAAAAAACUUUCCAACACCUACCAAAAUAAGAAAAACUUGGACUCAAGUGGUUUCAAUGACUUUAUGUAACAUUUACGAGGCUGAGUGUACAAGAGUAAACAUCUUGGUAAAACUCAAGAUAACUCCACAAAGCUUUGGGAGUUUCACAAGUUCCUCUUUAAGAAAACAGUGACAGAAACCAAAUUAGAAAUCCUCACCUUUGACUCCUUACACGUCUCCUUUGUGCAGGUCUGAGGAGGUUAACGGGCAAACAGGAGGUGGGCGACAUGCUCGCAGAGAUGAAGGAGGAGAAGCGAAAGAUGGAGAUGGAGAGGAAGGUGUCCAUCCUGGAGCUUUUCCGCUCUCCUCUCUAUCGACAGCCCAUCAUCAUCUCCAUCCUGCUGCAGCUCUCACAGCAGCUCUCUGGGAUCAAUGCGGUGAGUCAGCCGCUCCUGUUUUCACAAAAACUAGAAUCAAUAUGUUUAAAAAAAAGGGAAAUCACUGCAGUUUGAUAUUGACUUAGUCUCAAUUUGUUUACCCCUCUGGACAGAUUUUCUACUACUCCACCAGUAUCUUCCUGAAGGCUGGAGUCCAGAGUCCGGUCUAUGCCACCAUAGGAGCAGGCGUAGUGAACUGCGCCUUCACUGUGGUCUCGGUCAGUAAGCAAACCUACACCUCUACAUCUAAUCCUUAUUAAAGGACACAGAUCUGUUAUGUAACAACGAUUACUGUUUAACAUUUUUUAACUUAGAGCAAAUAAGAUAACAUGACAGGCUGGGAGCUCUUUUCUUCUACCCUCCUCUCAAACGUUCCUGCAGAGAAGUAGGUUAAGUUUGGUUUGGCAGGUCAAGAUGGCUCAGCGCCAGAAAACCUGAUUUUGUUAUAAACACAGAAAUAUUUACCUCAGUUAGAUUAUGUGUAUUUAUUUAGACACAGUACCUACUCUUUUGGGCUGAUAUUCAAGGUUCUAAAGUAAAAUAUUAAUCUCAUUUCUUGUAGCUUGAUGCUAUCACAGCUAGCAUAGAUGACCCUUGACCCAUUAGCAGCAUUAGCGCUACUGGAUUGGUUAAAUGUUUGAUAAAAACAUUUGUACCUGAAUUUGACAAGUUUAAUGCUUGUUCAAAUACAGUAUGUCUAUUAAAGUGUUCACAUACUCAUGAACUUUGACUUUAGAUGAGUUGCUGCACUAGUUCACGAAAGCUAGCAUGCUCCCACUAUGGUCAAAGUAAACUAAAUGUUUAUUGUGAUAGGACAGGUUCAAAUAACCUUACUGCCUGUAACAACUUUGCUUUGCUGUCAUUUGGUUUCUUGUUUGUAAGUUUUCGCUCCAGACUAACCUCUCAUUUCUACCCUAUCAUCUUCAUCCUGUUACCUACAGCUCUUCUUGAUCGAGAGGAUGGGUCGACGGACGCUGCACAUGCUUGGACUUGCUGGGAUGAGCAUCUGCGCAGUCAUCAUGACCACGGCGCUUGCUCUGUUGGUAAGUCCUCCGAACACGCAAGCGUACGGUCAUACGUAUGUUUCUCUACAUGCUCUGAAUGCUCUCGUCUCCCACCUCACAGGACAGUGUCCCUUGGAUGAGCUACAUCAGCAUGCUGGCUAUCUUUGGCUUCGUGGCUUUCUUUGAGGUCGGUCCAGGUCCCAUUCCCUGGUUCUUCGUUGCUGAGCUGUUCUCUCAGGGUCCAAGGCCGGCUGCUAUGGCUGUGGCCGGCUUUUCAAACUGGACUGCCAACUUUAUCAUUGGCAUGUGCUUCCAAUAUGUUGCUGUAAGUCUUUUGUUUCGUAUGUUGUCCAGUUAUUUUCUACAAACUUUGAAGGUCUUCUCAUACCAUCCUCUCUUCUUUUAGGACCUCUGUGGGCCAUACGUCUUCCUCAUCUUCGCCUUCCUUCUUCUCAUUUUCCUCAUCUUCACAUUCUUCCGGGUGCCGGAGACCCGAGGCAAGACCUUUGACCAGAUCUCUGCAAAUUUCCACCUUCGCUCUGCAGGUGGAAUGAUGGACAUGGACCUGGAUAUGGACCUGGACAAGCCUUGCACAGAGCUGGACUAUUUGGGCGACGAAAGUAUCAACUGAAGAGUUCCAGACUGGAGAGGACUGGGACUGAAAACAGUUUGUGGUGAACUGGCUCUAAACUUUUAUAUCUGGUGUACAUCGAGGUCAAUUGUUAUAUUCGUAUAGAGUGUGGUGCCAAAGCAGUGUUAUGAGAAGACAACUUGGGUUUUUUGGAGUAGUCCAUUGCUGGUACCACUGCGAUAUGAGAUUGACAGUUAUGCAUUAAGCCUCAAAAAGGGCUUCAAACCUUUUAAUUAUGAGUUGACUGCUGACUACUGAGUUUGAAGGAAUAAGAUGCAAAUAAGAGAAACACGUCUGGACAGUUGGGGCAUUGACUGCCGGUUUGGUAGGAUUUUAUUCCAUGGUAAUGCAUUCAGUUGCGAUAUUGACAGAGAGAAGGAGGUGGAGAGACUUGGAAUUCCUGCACUUUAUCAACAAAGUUUUUUUUUUUUUAGUUAAAGCACAGAGAUAUACCGCCGUUAUGUGAGGUUUUCCUGUUUUGUACUUAAGCUGGGAGCACUCUGGGUGGGAAAAUCCAACUGAGUUUGACGUUCAAUAUCAACAAGAUCAUGUAACAAAAGCUGGUAAAGACGGUUUAAUACAAUGUGGUGGGUCCAAGUGGUUUAAAGGUUUAAAUCAUAAAACUACUCUCAUAUUACGCUGCAACUCCUGCAGGAUAUUAAUAAACAUUUAACAGUAUUUUUGGACCUAUUUCAAUAUUCCCAUAACUCAAGGUUUGAGAAGUGUGGAGUACUUAAAAUGUCCAGUCAGAUUUAUAUCGUUAAAGCCCCUGUGAGAAACUUUUGAUUUGUAUCGUCUUUGGCGCCCCCCUCUGGACAAAGUAGUUUAUGCUGAUUUUUUUCUUAAAACA
Molecule: messenger RNA, 8885 nt
Organism: Xyrichtys novacula (pearly razorfish)
Lineage: Eukaryota; Metazoa; Chordata; Actinopteri; Labriformes; Labridae
Source: the annotation of a GenBank genome assembly